AUGAAGUUAAUGAUAAUGGAUAAAAUCGGCUUAUCAUCCUUGAUGCCGAUUCCUAACGUUCACAGUUCUCUGGAUCAAUUGAUAAUAUUGAUUUUGUUAGUUUACUUGAUCAAUCAGAUCAGAUGGAAGCUUAAAGAAUACUCAAAUAAAACCAAGGCAAAAUCAUUAAAUAGUAGAAUAGCACCUUUAGUGACUUGUACAUUGCCAUUCGAUUUGAAAUUCUUAUAUUAUAAGGUGAAUGCACUCUUAAAAGGUGAUCCAUCAAGUUCAUUAGAUUACCUUAAUCCUUAUUCAAAACUAACUAAAGCUAUUAGAAUUAAUAUCUUUGGAACCGAAAUCAUUCAAACCUUUUCACAUUUGGAUGUUAAAUAUAUACUAUCUAACAAUUUCCAAAAUUGGGGCAAAUCAAAUAGUUUCAUAGAGGCUUUUUAUCCAUUGUUAGGUGAUGGUAUCCUUAAUUCUGAUCAAAGAUCACUUUGGUCUUGGCAUAGAAGAUUAAGUAGACCUCAUUUUACGAAACGAAGAAAUUCUGAUGUGGAUGCUUGUGAAGAACAUGUUUCUCGAUUGAUAAGUUGGAUUGAAUUUCAAAAUAUGUCAAAUCAUUCUGUUGAUAUUCAAGAUCUCUUUUCACGUUUAACCCUCACCAUUGCUACCCAACAUUUCUUUGGAUAUUGUUUGGACAUGCUCAAUGAUCUCUUACUGGAUAGACCUAUACAACAAGGUGCUAUAGAUGCAACAGCUUUCUCUAAUGACUUUGCUGACACUCAAACACGUUGUUUAUCAUGUAUAUUUGUACCGUUCAGAUUAUUUCGAAAGCUAUCACCUGAUCCAUCAACUAAGAGAGUCUUAGCAGCCGUAGAUGUAUUAAUAGAGAAUGUAGCCAAAGAGCGUAGUUUAUCGGAUGAUCAGCAAGAACCUGAAACCCUACUCGAUAGCAUACGUCGAUCAGGUUGCUCAGCGCACCUUAUUCGUCAUGAACUUCUCAAUUUAUUAAUUGCCGGAAGAGAUUCACUGGCUUCUUUACUUUCUAGUUGCAUUUAUGAAUUAGCUGGUCAGGAUGAGCUUUGGAAUCAACUUCAAUUAGAAUCUAGCCAUCUUGCUCAAAUGUCUGAAAUCUCUAUCGAUCAAAUCCAUCAAUGUGAAUUACUUAGAGCCGUGAUCAAUGAAACUUUAAGACUUCAUCCACCCGUUUGGUCUAACGUACGUCGUGUAUUUGAAGAUGAUGUAUUACCAUCGGGUAUAUUUGUUCCAGCUGGAACGGAUUGUCGAUUUAGUAUCAAAGAAUUCCAACGAGAUCCAGAAGUAUGGGGUAUGGAUGCAGAAGAAUUCGUACCGGAUCGUUGGUUAGAUGGUAGAAAAGCAUCACAAAGUAAAGAUCCAUCUAGUUUUCAACCAUUUAGUGGAGGUCCGAGACUUUGUCUUGGUCAACAAUUUGCUUAUACUGAAGUGUCUAUCACAUUGAUUAGAUUAAUUAAUCAAUUCUCUAAAGUUGAGUUAGCAGGCAAAUCAGCCGUUAGGGAAAAUAUCAAAGAAGUCCACUCUGUGACUUUGAGCUUUCAAGAUGGAUUAUGGGUCAAGUUUCAUCCAUUAAAGAUUUGA
This is a messenger RNA of Melampsora larici-populina 98AG31, 1599 nucleotides long. RefSeq names its product cytochrome p450 monooxygenase. Lineage: Eukaryota; Fungi; Basidiomycota; Pucciniomycetes; Pucciniales; Melampsoraceae. The record is from RefSeq and is a predicted model, not a curated record. The coding region runs from base 1 to 1599 and encodes 532 amino acids. The transcript has 7 exons. Gene Ontology annotation, molecular function: iron ion binding; heme binding; monooxygenase activity.